GGGGGUGACGGGGAUUAAUACGGGGCAACAGGGGUUUGGGACGACGAUGGGACAAGGACAAGGGGGACAGCAGAUGCAGUUCAAGAUCGCGACUGCUGCCACCCUCGGGGCCACAUCCACAUCCCACACCAACGCCACCACCACCACUCUCGGCCGAGCGACGCAACAACAGCAACAGCAGAAGAAGAGAGUAGGGCGGUCGAAGACGGACGAACAGAUCCACGAGGUACGAGAGAUGGUGGUGGAGAUGGAGACGGGGAUGGGAGGGAUGGAGAGCGGACCGGGACCGGCGGCGAGGGCGAGGAGGAAGAGACGACAUACGACUCAGGGUUUUUUGAGAGGUGGAACGAAGAGUGUGCCGCAGAGUGCGACGUGUAGUGAGGAUGAGGGGCGGGAUCGGGGUCGGGGUCGAGAUAGUUCGGACGAGGAGGGGUUACGGGAUGAUGAAGAUGAUGAAGAUGAGGAGGAUGAGGAAGAGGAAGAGGAUGACGAUGAUGAUGAUGAUGAGUAUAAAGCACCGAGAACGAGGACGAGGAAGACGUCGCAUUCGGUGCCGAGGAUGCCUAGGCGGAGCGGGCAGCAAUAUCAUCAUCAGACCUCCUAUCCCCCUCCCCAUCAGCAGCAGCAGACUCGUCAACCACUCGCGUACACCAUCCCCACCUCGAAAUCGCACACGCACAACGACGUCCCCUCCACGUCCAACGACGUUGAUUUCUACGUCGAUGAUGCGGAUCUCGAAGUCCUCGAUCCCUCUCCGCUCGAUUCGAUAGAGGUCGAUAUGCACGCUAUGGAACCGCUCUCGCUUGAUUCUGCGUCGUCUAUCACGGACCCGCUCUCGGAUCCUUUGUCGAGCCUGCCUGACUUAUCCCACUCUCACUCCCAUUCACACUCCCAUUCACACUCACACUCGCACUCGCAUUCGCAUUCGCAUCCGAAUAUCUCAACGGCGGCGGCUGCGGGGGUCUGGUCUUCGUCUGGCGUUGUGAACAGUGCGGCGGCGGACACGCCGAUGUCGAAUUCUUUGGAUACGCCGUUGAAUGCGGGGGAGUAUGCGACUUCCGCUGCGGGAGGUGCAGGUGCGAAUGGGGAGUAUAUGUUCGAUGAGCCGUAUUUGAAGAGGGCGUUGUCGGAGUCUGGGGUGGGCGGGAAUGGUGGUAGUGGGAAUGGGAAUGGGAAUGGUGGUGGUAAUAUGAUGAUUGGGAAGAGUGCGUGGGGACCUUCGGAUUGGAUGUCUUCGAAUCCUCGUCUUGAUCCCUCGACCGCCACUCAUCCACCCGCUGGUGCCACCGCCACCGCCACCAACAACACCUCCAACAACACCAACACCAACAACGCCAACCCCUCCUCUGCUUCUUCUGCUUCCGCCUCUAGCAGCUCACCCCCAUCCUACUUCCACGCCUCCCCCUCCUCCCCGGGCCAACAAUCCUCCUCGUCCCCCUUCCUCUCCUCCCCCUUCAGCUUCGCGAACCUGAACAACCUGAACUUCAACAACCAGCUCCAGCAGCACUACGCGCACUUGGGACUCGGGCUCGGACUUGGCCUAGGGCUCGGGAUGCCGGGGUUUCAUGAUCAGGAGGAACAGCAGGGGGUUAUGGAUCGGUAUGAUUUGUUGUAUCCGUCCGCGAGCCAUAAUCAUCCGAACCACCCGUCCAACCACCAUCACCACCAUCAUCACUCUCAUCAUGGUCAUCAUGGAGGAGGAGGCUCGGAGGCGAACGCGACAUCGGACAGUUUCUAUUCGAACUCGCAGUCCGCGGCGUCGAAUAGCGCGAUCUCGUCCUCCUGGCUCGUCAAUGACUCUUCGUUCCCUUCUGCGUCGGCUUCUGCUUCUGCGGUGUCGGAGGGGGGCAUAGAUGGGUGGGAUAAUGAUUAUGAUUUCGAUGCGGAUAGGCAUUCGACGUUUUCGGAUCCGGAGGCGUGGGGCGGACAGGCAUUAUCCGGGAGUGCGUCCGCUGUCGGUGCCGCGAAUUAUUAUGGUCCUCCAAGUGGGUCUGGUGGUGCGGGAGGCGCGUAUGGUGGUGCGGGAGGAGGAGCGGGAGGGAAUGGAGCGGGGAGAGGGUUCACGCAUCAUUCGAACUAUGCGGGCGAUUUGAUAUUCGGGGCGAGGACGCAUCAGCCACAGUAUUCGAUGAGUGGGUUUGCUGGGGGGAUGGAGACGUAUGGGGGGUUGGGGCUGUUUGGGUUGGGCGGGUUUGGGGGACCCGGGGGAGGAAGGGCGAGUACAGGUGGGAAUACGACGAGUUCGGGGGGAGGGGGCGCGAAUGGGGGGAGUGCGGCGGCGCUUCACAACCCCGCCCUGCCUGGUAUCGACGAGAUCGAGCUCACUGCGAUCUCGCUGGACGAUCCCGUCGCGGACUCGGCCGUGGUAGGCCAAGGAGACGUCGACAUGGACGGCGUGGAGGCUGGUCCUGGAGGCCAGGAAGGAGGAGGAGAAGAGGUGCGGAUGUUGACGGAGUCGCCGGUCAAGAUUCAGCAGGACGAUCUACCUGGAGUGGAUGUCCGGCUUCCGCGACAGACAUCGGACGAGAUUCGCGGCCUUUCGUCUUCUUCGUCUGCACUCUCGGAUGCGGGCGAUGAUGGAGAUGAUGGGGUGGCUGGACUUGGAGCGGGACGCGGCGAGGGAGAUGGGGAACAGGCGGAUACGCCGCCUGGGACGCCUGUGCGUGCGCAUCAUAGUCUUCAUCGUCAGAGGGGCGCGCAUCAGCAUACGGGCGGCGGUGGGGGAAAUAAUAGGUCGUUGAGUGUUCCGCCGCCGGAACAUAGGUUCGCGAUGGCCUCGACGAGCUCGAGACAUCAGCAUGGGUCUAUGACGCCCUCAUUCACCCACCACACACUCCCCAGUCUUUAUUCGCAGCCUCAGACGCAGCAAGCGCCGUUCCUGUCGCAGUCCCAAGCCCAAGCCUCGCACAUCCCACAAUCCCAGUCCCAAUCUCAGUCCCAGUCUCAGGUCCAGUCCCAGUCUCAACAACAACAGCAGCCUCACCAGCCUCAACCCCUCCAUGCACCGCUCACGCCUACCCGUUCGCUCUCGCUCGACCUCAAUGCGUGCCCGACGCUCAACCCCGGCUCGCCCGCAGCCGCCGAAUCUGCCCUCCACGCGCUCCUGCAAGGCGAUCCAUGGCGCACGUCGACUUCUUCCUCCGGCUAUGGUGUCGGUGCCGGUCUCGAUGGCUCGAGCUCGAGUAACGCGCUGGGCUCGAUAUUCGGGUUCGGUGCGUAUCCGUUGUCCGGGAUGACCGGUGGUGGAUACAACAACGCGGUCGCUAGCGGAGGUGGUGGAAGCGGUGGUGGUGGUGGUGGUGGUGGUGGUGCCGAUGCGAACGAGGUGCCGUUCUUGGAUCUGCAUUAUUGGGGCUCGCCGGUCGUGAUGAGCGACGCGGUGGCGACGGCGACGGAAGAGUCGAGGACGGGGCUCGCGUUGGAUCUCGCGUCGUCUUCUUCGGCUUCGACUUCGUCAGGCUCGUCCCUUUCGACGUCGGCGUGGAUGGGCUUGGGACCGUCGAGUUAUUCGCCGCAGUUGGCUCAUGCUCAUGCAUCGCAGGCGCAGGCUCAGAACCAGCAACAGCAACAGCAACAACAGCCGACGUACGCCUUCGCGGAGCCAAAGUCGAUGGGCUUCAGUCUUAGUGGGAUGGGGAGGAACGGGAUCGGGUGUGUGGCUCCGAAGGCUUUGGGGGCGCCGUUUACUAUCGUUAGGCCUACGACGGCUAUGGGUGCGCGGGAUGUGGAUCCGGAGGAUGGGCUUGUGGGUAGUGGUAGUGCCGUUGGUGAUGGAUUCCGUGGUGGAGGACGGGCUGUGGGUUCGGGUGUUGGUGUCGGUGUGGCGCCGGGGAAAUUACAGAUGCAUCAGAGGGGGCAGAGCGCGGUGUCGCCGAACGAUUUGUUGGUGAAGAAGGGAGCUGGGGGGAGGGAUAAUAAGCGCAAGAGGGCCAGUUGGGAUGGAGGGCCGCGGUGAGGUGUUGGUGGCAAGAAUGUCUGUCUAUCUGUCCAAUGGGUCGUGAAAGUCGGGUUUGUUUCUAUUAUUUGUGGAUUUUCUUCUCUCUUUGUUCUGCUUGUGUUCUCUGCUCAACGAGUGCUCCCCGUGGCUGACUGGUCUCAUGGUACCGUAUCGCAUUUUGAAUCCUCCGUUUUGCUCUCUCAUUUUAUUGUCUUGAUCACUAUAUGCAACCCCAAUACCUACUAUGAUCACCCCUCUCCUCUUUUCGACGGUACACCCACUUCAUUGUUUCCUGGGUCUCUCUUGUUCUCUCGCAUGCAUACAUUCACAAAUUCAACGCAUUCAACUCAAGGCAUACAUAUAUCGCAUGGAAUUUCCUUCCCC
Molecule: messenger RNA, 4321 nt
Organism: Stereum hirsutum FP-91666 SS1
Lineage: Eukaryota; Fungi; Basidiomycota; Agaricomycetes; Russulales; Stereaceae
Exons: 2
Coding region: 47-3955 (1302 amino acids)
Source: RefSeq, a predicted model, not a curated record